AUGGAAGUCCAAUGGAUGAACCACACCGGGUUCGUGGUCAGCGACAUAGAACGGUCCCUGGCUUUCUACCGCGACCUGCUGGGUCUCAGCAUAGAGCGGGACCAGGUAUUGGAAGGCGACUUCAUCUCGGAGGUCGUCGGUUAUCCUGACGCGCGGCUGCGCAUCGUGUACCUGGGGGCCGGGGAUCAACGCCACUCGGUGGAGCUGAUCCAGUACCUGAACCCGGCGGGGGAUGCCGUCGCGCUGCCCCAGCGCCACCAGGUGGGAGCGACCCACCUGGGCAUCAUCGUCGACGAUCUGGACGCGUUUUACGCCGACCUCAGCGCGAAGGGGGUGAGGUUCGUCAACCCGCCGGCGACCCGGCCCAACCCGGUGUAUCCGGCGGCCAGCAAAGGCUGCUAUAUGCAGGACCCCGAUGGGAACUGGCUGGAGCUCCUGGAGCGGGGGCCGGCGCCGCCCGACGCCACCUCGGUGUGA
Molecule: messenger RNA, 477 nt
Organism: Geodia barretti
Lineage: Eukaryota; Metazoa; Porifera; Demospongiae; Tetractinellida; Geodiidae
Source: the annotation of a GenBank genome assembly